Messenger RNA from Penaeus chinensis, 2175 nucleotides. RefSeq names its product androgen-dependent TFPI-regulating protein-like. The transcript has 5 exons. The coding region runs from base 325 to 936 and encodes 203 amino acids. Gene Ontology annotation, cellular component: endomembrane system; membrane. Lineage: Eukaryota; Metazoa; Arthropoda; Malacostraca; Decapoda; Penaeidae. The record is from RefSeq and is a predicted model, not a curated record.
UUUUACUUUCUCUCUCUCUCUCACUCUCAGUUGAGGCUCAAUCUCGGUGGACAGAUCAUUCGGUGGCAUCCGAAUCCUGAAGAAGGUUGAGGAGAAACCGGACUCGACCUGCUACUUGUCUUAUAACCGAUUGAGACAUUUUAUACCCACAUAUUAUUCGUUAAUAAUCAUUCGUGGUUAUCGUGAUUUAGUCUGGAACUGAAUUCGGUGUUAUUACUUGCAUUUUUAUGUAAAUUCAAAUCAUAUCAAACCUAACACAUUUAUUGAAGCGUUUACAUAUCCUCCAUCAACACUUCCACUAACCAAUCGUAAUUUAAAACAGCAAUGGCGAAGUUAAUUGCAAUCGUGUUCCAUCUGCUAAUGGUGCUUCACUAUGGCUAUUCCAUCAAGGUCUAUCUACUUGACCUUAAACCGCCAGAGUUCAUGAAAAAGGUCAAUGACAUAUUCGGUGGACCUUUCAAGUUCCUGACUUUUUGGGAUAUGCUGGUCCAGUUCCUCUACUUCGUCGUCGCCUUCUCCAACGACCUCUUCGGCAGCAGCGUCCUGGAUCGCAAGAGGCAGUCUCUCCUGCAGAAGUUCCGGGAUUUCUCCUUCGCCACCGUCGUGUUCUUCUUAGGGAGUAUGGUGAGCAUCGUCUUCUGGUUGCUGUUCAACCUGAACCGCGACCUGAUCUUCCCCGAGCUGUUCGACGCGUGGUUCCCGUCCUGGUUGAAUCACGCCAUCCACACCAUGCCCUGUGAUUGGCGUCGUGGUGGAGUUGGUUCUCGUGCCGCACUCGUUUCCCUCGAGGAAAGCUGGCUUCGCGAUGGUGGCCGCUGUGUGUUUCCUCUACCUCGUCUGGGUCAGCUACAUCGCAUACCUCACGGGCUUCUGGGUAUACCCUAUCCUGGAAACGUUACCGAUGGCCGGUCGCGCCCUUUUCAUAGGCGCCUGUAGUCUCCUGUGCAGUUUUAUGUACGUUGUUGGGGAAUGGUUAAACAACAAGUACUGGGGUGCUCCCAUCAAGAAGAAAGUGAAAUAAUCAUCAAAUAUGAAUAUUAUUACUUCAAGAAAGCGCACUCAGGGAACACGCAUCCGCUCUCCGUUUGUCUUUUGUUUGUAAACGUUUGGCGAUUGUCUCUUAUUUAAAACGAUUGAUGAUAUUCUAUUAAUGUAGGGUGUUGCAGUGCAUUUUUAAUGUAUUUUGUCUAAAGUUUAUAUUUUUCCUUUCCUGAAAUCAAGAAUUAAAGUAUAUAAAUGUAUAUAUACUUUUUUUUUUUUUUUUUUUUUUUUUUUUUUUUUUUUUUAAGUUUACAUGAACCAGGUUAAAGAUCAGUCAUGUACUAACCCCGCCCCCCUUACAAAGAGGCUCAGUGGCAUUAAUAAAUGUGUUUUUUUAAUGUUUUUAUUAUUAUUAUUAUUAUUAUUAUUUUUUUUUUUUACAGGAUGUGUAUAUGGUUUUUCUUUUCUUAUCUAUUAUAUAAGUGCAUUUUUAUUUUCCUGUUCACCCCCCUCUUAAAUAUUCCGAUAUGUUAAGUUUCCUUUGUAAUUACCGAUAUUAUAAUUAACAUAAGGCAGCCGAAUCAAGUCCUAAUUUCGGGAUACUGCAUAUGCUGAUGAUUGCUAAUUCAAUAAUAUUCAUUACGUGUUACAGAUGAUUGAUAUGACAGAGGAGUAUCUGUUGUUCAUGUAUCAAGAUUAGAUAAAAGCUUUGUAAGAAAAAAUAAAGCAUUUUUCAUUUGAAGAUUCCGCUUAUUUUCUAACCAUUGUGCUUUGUACUGGAAGUAAUAAUUCUGUUUCACGUGGUGCACACACACACACACACACACACACACACACACACACACACACACACACACACACACACACACACACACACACACCUGAUUAAACUCACUUGUUGAAUUGGUAAUCAAGUAGGAUAUCUGUGCGAAUGUUUUGUUUUCUGUUUAAUAUCAAACAAAAAAACACAUAUGCAAAUACUUCAAACCAAAAUAUACGUUUAUUUGCUAAGUGCAUACAAUCAAACACAUACGAAAAGUUCAACGGUUAUGUAAUGUGUAACAUCUCUGUCUAGCAUUUAUCUUCUUAUUUCUAUUUUUCCCCUUCGUUGAAGUGUGCAACAUUGCGUAAUUAUUGUAUUCUUUUGUAACUUAUUUUGUGUAACAUCACCGUGUAAUAAAAUUAUCCUCAUUC